GGUUCGGCACGCAGCCGCAUGCCCCCCUGGUUGCUCUCGUGCUCCACCACGCCGACGGCUCCGCAACGCCGCGAGCCCGCUAAACCCUAACCCUAGAUUAGGGGGGCUGAGAGAGGGAGUGGGGAGGAAUCCAACCGGCGGAGGCGAUGGCGGCUAAGCGGGAGAUAUCGAGUACCCUGAGGAAUCUAAAGUUUAUGCAGCGCGGCGCGGCUGCGCAGAAGGUCGAGGAGAAGGCCAAGGUGGAGGUGCAGGAGGAGGUGGCGGCGGCGGCGGCGCCGAGUGGAGGAUUCGGCUCGUCGGCUCAGGUCGCUAGGAAGUGCAUAGUUAUCUUGGAGGGGAAUCCACAUCCAGGUGCUGUGAAGGGUCGAAUGUCAUUCCAAAAUUUCAAUCCAUCCAUUGAUAAACUAAAUGAAGAGGCCAGAGGUGACCACGAAUCAGAAUCAGCUUCACCUAGUAACCAUCAUCAAGAUAGUGCAAACUCCAGCAGAGGGGAUGAAGUUCCAGGAUCAAGAUUUAGAGGUUUUGACAUUGACAGUUCAGAAAGCAUAUCUCUGAAUGAACUGAAGAGGAAACAGCCUGAGCUUGAUAUGGAAACACCCUCUCAUAACCCACAAAAGACCAAUGUUGAUGGUAGAUCAUCUUCACAAAGCAACGGCCGCGGAUUGGAUAAGUCAAACAAGCGCGAAAAAAAGUUUGACUUCAAUCAUCUCAGACAAAAGAAACAAAAAUGAGGUUCUAGUUACCAUAAACAUGGCUAGCUCUUGUACCCCAUUUGUAGUUGUACUGGGUUGGCCAUUUUCCCUGUUCUGUGGAUUAUAUCUAGAGAGCUGGUAGCCAUACCUUGGCGCUCCUGUUCUUAACUUGUGAGGUCUGAGAUGCUUAUCAUUAUCUUUUCUGGUGAUGUAUUUUUUUUACUCCACUACUCUGUUGUAGUGUUGUAAGAUGAGUUUUGCAACAAUAGCAGCAGCAGCAGCAGCAGCAGCAGCAAGGAAUACAAUUUUGCCAAUGCUUUAUGUCA
Molecule: messenger RNA, 1018 nt
Organism: Panicum virgatum (switchgrass)
Lineage: Eukaryota; Viridiplantae; Streptophyta; Magnoliopsida; Poales; Poaceae
Exons: 5
Coding region: 147-731 (194 amino acids)
Biological process (GO): maturation of 5.8S rRNA
Source: RefSeq, a predicted model, not a curated record